CUCUCCUCGCUUUUACCGUAGAGCACACUGGAUUGAACCAUUAGUGAACGGACAACCGGACUAUUCGGGCUCUGGAAAAAGGUUCGGGAAAAGCAGAAUUUGCUAUUUUCUUUUCAUUUGAAGGCUACAUUUCUCUGUAAGGACCCGUUGACAGCAGAGCCAGGAUGGAUGCUCACGGCAUAUUCUCACUUCUGUUGCUGUGUUCUGUCACUGAGCUGUGCGUGUUGGCGAGCCUUGAGGGGAAUGACUCCCAGCAGCACCAUACCCAGAACGUCUACCACGACAUCGGUGUCACCAGGAACACCAUAGUCACUGCUCAGUUUGAGUGCUAUCAGAAGAUCAUGAAAAACGACAAACACAACAAAAUAGGGCCAGUUUGUAACAGGACGUGGGAUGGCUGGCUGUGCUGGGAGGACACAGAGGCAGGCUUCACUACAAACCAACACUGUCCAGACUACUUCCAAGACUUUGACACAGCAGAAAUGGCGUCCAAAGUGUGCAGUGAAACGGGUAAUUGGUUUCUACACCCGGAGAGCAACAGGACAUGGACAAACUACACCAAAUGUACGGCAUACACCAGUGCAGGAAGAGUGACAGCGAUGAAUCUCUACUACCUGGUUCUGAUUGGACAUGGACUGUCGCUAACGUCAUUGUUCUUCUCAUUGGGAAUAUUUUUCCAUUUCAAGAGUCUAAGCUGCCAGAGGAUAACGCUCCACAAAAACCUAUUUUUUUCAUUUGUGUUGAACUCGGUCAUCACCAUCAUCUGGUUGACAGCGGUAGCUAACAACCAGGGACUAGUGCAGAGCAACCCUGUGAGCUGUAAGGUGAUCAUGUUUAUUCACCUGUACCUGUUUGGCUGUAACUACUUCUGGAUGCUGUGUGAGGGCAUCUACUUGCACACACUCAUCGUCGUGGCUGUGUUCGCCGAGAAACAACACCUCAUGUGGUACUACCUGCUUGGAUGGGGAUUUCCACUCAUACCUGCAUUGAUACAUGCAAUAGCACGAAGCUACUACUACAAUGAUAAUUGUUGGAUCAGCUCAAACACUUCCCUCCUCUACAUUAUCCAUGGUCCCAUCUGUGCUGCCCUGCUGGUGAAUCUUUUCUUCCUGUUAAACAUUGUGCGUGUCCUCAUCACCAAACUGAAGGUGACCCAUCAAGCUGAAUCUAGCCUCUACAUGAAGGCUGUGAGAGCCACCCUGAUCCUCGUCCCUCUCCUGGGCAUCCAGUUUGUCUUGUUCCCCUACAAACCCCAGGGACGCUUCGCCUUGGAGAUCUACGACUAUAUUAUGAACAUCCUCAUGCACUACCAGGGUCUCCUGGUUGCCACCAUCUUCUGCUUCUUCAAUGGGGAGGUCCAAGGUGUUUUGCGAAGGCACUGGAACCAGCAGAGGAUCCAGUUUGGCAGUAACUUUGCCCACGCAGAUGUCUUCCGCUCAGCCUCAUACGUGGCGUCAUCCCUGACGGAGGUGCAUCGCUGCUACAGCAUCGACGGGCACACCGAACACAUGAACGGCAAGAACAGCUACCACGACGUGGAGACGGUGACACCCACCAUACUCCGGUCGGACAACCCGUUUGCCUGAGACUGAAGGUGGGAAGUCGCGGGUCUUGGGUCUGUACAGUUACACAGUGGCAGUUCAACUUUCAGUUGAAAUGGCUGCAGACAAUUUGGAACUCUUUUCCCACCAUAUUCUAGAACAUUUUCUCAAACUUCUUGGCAGUCGCCUUCACAGCAAUUGGAUGAUGGUGAAAAAGUACAUGAACGUUUAUAGGGGGCACUACUCAGCCUCUUGAUCUGGUCAAUACAGUUACCUUCAACUGAUCCACUUUAACUUCACGAGGACGGAAUAGGCACUUAACUA
Messenger RNA from Oncorhynchus masou masou (cherry salmon), 1865 nucleotides. RefSeq names its product calcitonin gene-related peptide type 1 receptor-like. Gene Ontology annotation, biological process: cell surface receptor signaling pathway; adenylate cyclase-activating G protein-coupled receptor signaling pathway; angiogenesis. Gene Ontology annotation, cellular component: plasma membrane. Lineage: Eukaryota; Metazoa; Chordata; Actinopteri; Salmoniformes; Salmonidae. The transcript has 14 exons. The record is from RefSeq and is a predicted model, not a curated record. Gene Ontology annotation, molecular function: calcitonin gene-related peptide receptor activity; calcitonin receptor activity; adrenomedullin receptor activity. The coding region runs from base 165 to 1586 and encodes 473 amino acids.